Meloidogyne enterolobii is the source of this 813-nucleotide messenger RNA. NCBI's taxonomy places the organism in Eukaryota, Metazoa, Nematoda, Chromadorea, Rhabditida, Meloidogynidae. The record is from the annotation of a GenBank genome assembly.
AUGAUGAAACUUGAUAGAAUAUUAAUAAUUUUAAUCGUCAAUGCGAUAUUUUGGAGCUUAAUUAAUUCUGUUAAAAAUAAUAAAGAUAAAAAUGAGUUAAUUAAAGUUGGGGAAACCUCAAAGGAUAACGAUGGAGCUGAAUCAUCGGUUAAUGCUCAAAUUCGAACGUUGAAACCAAUACCAAUAAUUACAAAAAAGGGCAAAAAUAAAGAUAAUAAAGAAGAGAAAAAGAUUAAAAGAAAAGAAUAUAUAAAAAUUUACGUAAAAAAUAAUAAAGAAAGGAAGCAAAAAUAUGAUCAAGAAUACCGAAAAAAUAAUAGAGAGAAAAAGCAAGAAUAUGCUCAAAAAUAUCGUCAAGACAAUAAGGAAAAAAUACUAGAAUAUGCUAGAAAAUAUCGAGAAAAUAAUAAAGAAAAGGUGGCAGAAUACCGUGAAAAUAAUAAGGAAAAGAAGCUAGAAUGGAAUCGAAAAUACCGAGAAGCAAAGAAAAAUAAAAAAGCAAAUUUACAAAAUGUUGAUCCAAUAGUAGAAAAUGUUCAUUCUGAUAAUGGAGAAACUUCUUUUGUUAAUACACAGAAUGAUUUUGGAAAUAAAGGUAAAUUGCCGAUCGUUUAUGAAGAGGGCAUUCGGUCUGAAGAAGGAAAUCUUAUUAAUCGAGAGGAGGAGGAAAAAGAAACUAAUUUGGAUGAGCAAAAUCAAACGUUAGUAGAGGAGCCAAACAGAAUUCCUAAGAAUUGCAUGAAACAGAUAAAUUUAAAUGAGCAUUCUUUUGAUCUGAACGAGAAACCUGAGGAUGAAGAUGAGGAUUGUUAA